AGAUGAGUACCAGGAACAUGCGACACACAUGAUACAUCACUGUUUUGUGCUGAUUUACAUUAUUCAGCUGGUCAUAGAACAGACACCUGGCAGAUGAUAGAUGCCCUGUCACCUGACAUGUCCCUGUCAACAGACACCUGUGCAUGCAAGCGACUUGAGAAAAGGGCCUACAACCAGCUCAAAUGACCUCACCAAGCUUGCCAGGAAUUUACAAGGCAAAAGCGGGUUCCAUUCCAUGCCAUCUUGUGCUCUACUUGUCCGGUCACCAGCCGGCUUAUCUACUUCGAUCCAACCCAGAGCCGAGACAUGGAAAGCGCUCCCCGUCGCCGUUGCAACCAUGGCGGCUCAGUGCUCACGCUUCAUGCCCCGCCCCUGUUCGUCGCCACGCAUUCGACGUUCGCUGCAGUUAGCGUCACGGUCAGGGCGACCGACGGCAGCAAGCCAUGAAGAGCUCCGGCGUCGUGCUGGUGCUCCUGCUGGCCAUCGCCACGGCGAGCUGCAGGCACUCGCUCGCCGCCGCGGACGCUCACAAGAGCAGCGCCAGCAUCCCCGCGAUCCUGGGCCGCGAGCUGCGGGGGUUCAUCGCCAGGGCCGGCAACAUCUUCCGGUCGGCGGAGGCCGGCGGCUGGCGCGCCGCGAACUCCACCGCGUCGCCCGCCGCCGAGGCGAAGAACCUGCGCGCCGUGGCGGCCCGGCGGAGGCGCCCCGCCGCCAGGAAGUCCGCGGCCGGCUGCGUCAGCGCCGCGGCGUGCCGGAAGAGGCGCGUGAUCUGCGCCAAGCGGUGCUACCGCGCCUCGCGCGCCGCCGGCCUCACGCACGUCCCCUCCCGGUGCGUCGUCAAGUGCAGGAAGUGCGUGCCCACCUGCUAGCUAGCUAGGUCGCCGGCGGCCGCCGAUCCGAUCCGCAAAAACCUGUUCUUUUGUCUGCUAUUCCCCGUCGUACGGCGUGGAUUAGCUAUAGCUAAAGCUUCUUGCUGCUGCUUCUUGUCGAUCCUCGUAGGCUCAGAGUGGAAUAAAGGGGUGCUUAUAUGGUGAAAAA
This is a messenger RNA of Panicum virgatum (switchgrass), 1038 nucleotides long. RefSeq lists its product as uncharacterized. NCBI's taxonomy places the organism in Eukaryota, Viridiplantae, Streptophyta, Magnoliopsida, Poales, Poaceae. Bases 444 to 869 code for a protein of 141 amino acids. The record is from RefSeq and is a predicted model, not a curated record. The transcript is spliced from 2 exons.